CCACCAGCACUUUCUUACCAAACCAAAACAAAAGCCACCCAAAACCAAUCUCUCUCUCCUCUUUCUCUCUCUUACCACUUCAAGCUCCUCUUCUUCUUCUUCUUCUCUCUCUCUUCCUGCUUGAAGUUUGGUUCUUCAACAGCUCGUCGAAGCUCGACCCGACCCGACCCGCGAGAUGGAGCCGUCGCCGCACCACCAGGAGAGCUCGAGCCCGCCUCGGCUCCUCCCGUCGCCGACCAGCCACAGCGUCACCACCACCACCAGCAGCAGCAGCUCCAACACCAACAGCAGCCCAAGAACCGCCGCUAACCCUAGUGGGCUAGGCCCCCACCAACACCAACACCACCACCACCACCCGCCGCAUCCCCCGCCGCAGCAGCCCUCUCCCAAACCCCUGACCCGAUCCGAGCCCGCCAACCCCUACCCGACCACCUUCGUCCAGGCCGACACCUCCUCCUUCAAGCAGGUCGUCCAGAUGCUCACCGGAUCCCCCACCACCACCGCCUCCGCCGCCCCCAAGCCCGACCCCACGCCGCCCUCCGCCUCCAAGAUCCACAACAUCCCCCCCAUAAAGUCAAUGCCCAAGAAGUCGGGCUCCGGAUCCGGGUUCAAGCUCUACGAGCGCCGGAACUCCCUCAAGAACUUCAAGAUCAACCCGCUCGUCCCCUUCUCGGCCCAGGCCGGUCCCGGGUUCUCGCCGCGGAAGCCGGAGAUCCUCUCCCCAAGCAUUCUCGACUUCCCGUCCCUCGUCCUCAGCCCGGUGACCCCGCUGAUCCACGACCCGUUCGGCCGAUCGUCCGCCGCGGGCGCGGCGGCCGCCGCCGCCGCGAACUACCCCGACGAGAGAAACGAGAGCCCCAGCUUGGAUCCCGAGGCGGAGGAGCGGGCGAUUCGUGAGAAGGGUUUCUUCUUGCACCCGUCGCCGGCCACGACGCCGCGCGAGGCCGAGCCCCGGCUGCUGCCGCUGUUCCCGGUCUCCUCGCCCAGGGUUUCAGGUUCUUCUUCUCAUUGAACGAGCUUUGCGUGAAGCGAAAAAUAAUCGGGGGAAAAAAAAGAUUUUUAAAUUUUGUGUAAGAAUUGUUAUAUGCUUUUGGUGGUAAAUUGGCGACGAGGCAGAGGACGAGAGGAUGAGGAGGAUGCUGGAAAUUUGUAACCCGAUUGUUUUUUUGAAGAGAAUGAGAGAAUUCUUGCUUCAAAUUGUAUAGUUCGAUCUCCAUUUCCUCCCUUCUUUUCAUGGCUUGUUUGUGUAUUGAAUGCAUCCUGAUGCUCUAGAUUGAAUUUAGCCCCACAGCAUCAUCGGAAGCUAUGAAUUCCAUGAUUUUACAGA
Syzygium oleosum is the source of this 1327-nucleotide messenger RNA. RefSeq names its product VQ motif-containing protein 4. The record is from RefSeq and is a predicted model, not a curated record. Bases 176 to 1012 code for a protein of 278 amino acids. NCBI's taxonomy places the organism in Eukaryota, Viridiplantae, Streptophyta, Magnoliopsida, Myrtales, Myrtaceae. The transcript has a single exon.